AUGGACGAGAGCAAACCCCUGAAGGUGCGGCUGACGUUCUCGGUCAUCCUGGUGGGCAUCUCGCUGCUCUUCGCCGCCGUGGUGACUGACCACUGGGCCGUGCUCAGCCCCAGCCUGGAGGAGAACACCACCACCUGCGAGGCGGCUCAUUUCGGCCUCUGGAGACUCUGCACCAGCGGAUUUUUCAUGCAGGAGCAAGGUCCCAAAGAGAAGAGCUGUGGGCCCAUCAGCCUGCCAGGAGACCACAACUGCUCCUACUUCAAGCACUUCACUCCAGGAGAGACCUCAGAGAUAUUUGAAGUAACCACCCAGAAAGAAUACAGCAUUUCAGCUGCAGCCAUUGCCAUCUUCAGCGUUGGCUUUGCGAUCAUCGGGACAAUCUGUGUCCUCCUGUCCUUCAGGAAGAAGAGGGAUUAUCUGCUGAAGCCAGCAUCCAUGUUCUACACCUUCGCAGGUCUCUGCAUCAUCAUCUCUGUUGAAGUCAUGAGACAAUCCGUGAAGAUGAUUGACAGCAAGGAGACAGCCUGGAUCAAGUACAGUUACUCGUGGUCCUUCGCCUGUGCCUGCGCCUCCUUCGUGCUGCUCUUCGUCUGCGGCAUCGCCCUCCUCCUCAUCGCGCUGCCCCGCUUCCCCCAGAACCCCUGGGAGACCUGCAUGGAUGCAGAACCCGAGCACUGAUGGUCCCUGCACCCAUGAGAAAUAUCCAGAAAGUGUUCUGAAAAUAUUUGUAUUUUUUAAAAA
Messenger RNA from Catharus ustulatus (Swainson's thrush), 741 nucleotides. It is a transcript of the gene CACNG1, whose product is annotated as calcium voltage-gated channel auxiliary subunit gamma 1. Gene Ontology annotation, cellular component: membrane; L-type voltage-gated calcium channel complex. NCBI's taxonomy places the organism in Eukaryota, Metazoa, Chordata, Aves, Passeriformes, Turdidae. Gene Ontology annotation, molecular function: voltage-gated calcium channel activity; calcium channel regulator activity. Gene Ontology annotation, biological process: calcium ion transmembrane transport; regulation of calcium ion transmembrane transport via high voltage-gated calcium channel. The record is from RefSeq and is a predicted model, not a curated record.